Messenger RNA from Candida dubliniensis CD36, 522 nucleotides. RefSeq lists its product as uncharacterized. The transcript has a single exon. The record is from RefSeq and is a predicted model, not a curated record. Bases 1 to 522 code for a protein of 173 amino acids. NCBI's taxonomy places the organism in Eukaryota, Fungi, Ascomycota, Pichiomycetes, Serinales, Debaryomycetaceae.
AUGAAUAUGGGUGUCAAAAGAGUUCGUUGGGUUGAACCACCAGCCACAAACAUAGAUGAAGCCGUCAUAAAAACUCCGAUUCAGAAGACUGACUCACCUGUAAAACCUAAAUUGAAAGUACCUAGAAAAAAGUCAUUUCCAUUUUCAUCGGAAGAAGACAACAAGAAUGUGGAAUAUCAAGAAGGUCUCAAUAAGACAGAGGAGAUUCCAGGUCUAUUACGUGAUUACUUUAUUUGCGUCAUGAAAAAUGUGUUUAGAAUAAUAAAAAUGUUAUUCAAUAAUCAAAUAGUGGUAGGGUUUACGAACUUUCUUAUAUCCGUUAUUGCAUUUAUAGCUAUUACAGCACUCAGGACUAUUGCAACUGUUGGUAAGUUCUUAAUAGAUUUUAAUUUUUCAUUGUUUUUUGAAAGCUGUGUGUUUCUACUAGAAGAGCAUGAAAUAUAUUUCACCACUGAUCUAAGCCUCAAACGUUCAAAUUGCAAGUUCAACAAAAAGCAUGGCACAACUACCACCGACAAAUAA